GUAUGAACCGAUCUGACAGUGACGAGGACUCGUACAACGAGAGGACAGCGCUGGUGUCAUCAGAGAAUCCUCCACUGCCGUUCUACAGACCAGAUCAUGACUCCACUCCUUCGGAUUAUUCGCCAACCAGAAGGACAAAGGUGUCACAUUCUGUUGGUGCAGCCCGGGGCGAGCAGGACGGUACAGGUGCAGUGACUGAUGGCGAAACGAGCCAAACUCCAGAGUUGGAGCCAGAUGAUGAAGAACUGACACUUAAAUAUGGUGCCAAACACGUAAUCAUGCUGUUUGUUCCGGUCACACUCUGCAUGGUGGUGGUGGUCACCACCAUCAAGUCCAUCAGUUUCUACACUGAGAAGACUGACCAGCAGCUAAUCUACACACCGUUCACAGAAAACACAACAUCCGUGGGCCGUCGCCUCCUCAACUCUGUUCUCAACACCAUCAUUAUGAUCAGUGUCAUUGUUGUCAUGACCAUCUUCCUGGUCUUACUCUACAAGUAUCGCUGCUACAAGUUCAUCCAUGGGUGGCUCAUUUUAUCAUCCCUCAUGCUCCUCUUCUGGUUCAGCUUCAUGUACCUCAGGGAAGUUUUUAAGACCUACAACGUUGCAAUGGACUACCCAACUGUGGCUCUGCUCAUCUGGAACUUUGGGGCAGUGGGCAUGAUCAGUAUUCACUGGAAGGGACCCCUGCCCCUGCAGCAGGCCUACCUUAUCCUGGUCAGUGCCCUCAUGGCACUUGUCUUCAUCAAAUACCUGCCAGAGUGGUCAGCCUGGGUCAUUCUGGGAGCCAUUUCCAUCUAUGACCUGGUGGCUGUCCUAUGUCCAAAAGGUCCACUAAGGAUGUUAGUGGAGACGGCGCAGGAACGCAACGAGCCAAUCUUUCCUGCACUCAUUUAUUCUUCUGCCAUGAUGUGGACGGUCGGGAUGGCGAGUCCAGGAGAGGCUCAACACUCCCCACAUGAAUCAGACGAGGAGGCGGAGCAAAGUGUCAGGAGGGAGGAGCCUGAAAGCAGACAACCAAUGGGAGUUUCAGAAGAAGAGGAAGACAGGGGAGUGAAGCUCGGACUCGGAGAUUUUAUCUUCUACAGUGUUUUGGUUGGAAAAGCUGCAGCCACUGGUGGAGACUGGAACACAACGCUUGCCUGUUUCAUUGCCAUCCUUAUCGGCCUGUGUCUCACUUUACUGCUAUUGGCCAUCUUUAAAAAGGCAUUGCCUGCGUUGCCCAUUUCCAUCACCUUCGGCCUCAUCUUCUACUUUUCAACUGACUUCCUGGUUCAACCAUUCAUGGACAACCUGGCCGCACACCAGUUCUACAUCUGACCCAGAGCCCCGGCUUACCUCGCCUCAUUCAGGAAGUGUUUUAAGAGGUUGAGGGAGCUUUGAGCGGCUCACCUGCCGAGUGACAAUUUUAAUUUCUGCUGCUCAAAAAAUUUUAUUAAAUGCAGUUUUUGUACAAAAGAAAACAAUAUUUGUAAAUUUUCUAUUUCAGUGGAGGGAGGCAGGAUUACAAGUCCAACACCAUUUCCAGGAAAAGUUAACACGUUACAAAAAUGACUAUAGUUUAUAACCCAGUAAUGUACUUCAACCGUAUCAGGCAGAAAGAUGAGGAAAAGAGUUGUGUUUUCACAAACAAACUCAAUUUUAUUUGUUGCUCAAAAAGACAUUUAGAAGUUAACUGUGCCAAACUUUUUUUAAAGACUUUAAUAUAUUACCAGUCCAUUGGUCAACAUUGUCAGAUUGCCAUCUUUAAGUCGUUCAAGACUUUCAAAGAGAGAGAUUCCAGUUGUAAUGUUCUGAACAAAGUCCGGCAUUGUCCUGCUGAGAAAUUAAUUCCCAUCUGACCUCAAAACUCAUCUGUUUAUACUUUGGUUGUUUUUGCCUAAAAUCAGGGCAUGGUUACCUCUGUGUAUAAGGCAGUACUGGGCUGAAUUAUACUGUGCUGUUCAUUGCUAUAAACAAGCGUGCAGCAUGCUGUUGUGUAAUGCCUUCACUGUGAAGGUGAGGCGUUUUCAGCAGUGGUCCACCCAACAAAGGUUUCUCUCAUUUGCCUUAAGCUCUUCACAAAAUAUAUUGCGACAUUCCUGAAUCUGGACAAUUUUCCAAUGUAAUUCAGUACAAAAUACAGAGCCACACCUCAUAUUUGCUAAUACAGACGGAGCUGUUGGUGGAUGUUUUCUUUUCUACACACUGUAAUGUGAUGCCAGUUAACCUACAAGUACAAGAUCCUCCCAGGAUGUUACUUUGAAAAGACUUCUUUCACUCUUGUUUUGCACCAGUCCACACUUCACAGGAGUGUGUUGCAGACAUCAGCUGUUAAACAGAUUCAAGCUGAGCAUAAAUACACACGCUUUUUAUUGUCCUUCUGCCUGUUCAAUAAAGGUUAAAAGGAAUAAACACAAUCUUAUUAUUUACUUUUUAGGAUGUACUGGAAAUGGGUUUGGAAAAUGAAUGACAAAACUAGCUCCAUUAGCUCAAAAUGAUUAAAUAACGUCCACGUAGAUGUAUGAAAGAGAUCGUCAAGGUUUACUUUUUAGGUGUGGUUUUAGGAGGUAUGAUCUGCAGUCUGGCCGCUCCCUGCUGUUGCUCAGUGUCAAACACAACCACAUUUUGUGUGAUGAUCUUUGUGAUGUUUUGCUUAAGGGCAUUUUACGUACAAACCUAAUUGUAGUUUAUUUAUAGCUGUAGUUUGCAGCCAGGUGCUGAAUGGGACCAGGGUUUUAGAUGUUAAACAGUUUCACAAUAAAACAAGUGUUUUAAGUAAUGUAAUAAAAUGUAUAAACUUA
Cynoglossus semilaevis (tongue sole) is the source of this 2782-nucleotide messenger RNA. RefSeq names its product presenilin 2 (gene psen2). Gene Ontology annotation, biological process: Notch signaling pathway; membrane protein ectodomain proteolysis; calcium ion homeostasis. Gene Ontology annotation, cellular component: membrane; gamma-secretase complex. NCBI's taxonomy places the organism in Eukaryota, Metazoa, Chordata, Actinopteri, Pleuronectiformes, Cynoglossidae. The transcript has 10 exons. The coding region runs from base 3 to 1319 and encodes 438 amino acids. Gene Ontology annotation, molecular function: aspartic endopeptidase activity, intramembrane cleaving. The record is from RefSeq and is a predicted model, not a curated record.